UCAGCCGCUCAGCCGAUGUUUUUCAGAUUUAAUGUCAGUUUCAAGUUAGUUUCAUUAUGAAGGGCUAUAUCAUAUACACUUGAUAACAGUUUGAUAAUUCUUUGUAAUUUGUUUUGUAAACUUUGAUUAACAUUUUGUAAUUCUUAAUAGUAAGCUACAUAAUAGUAGUUGUCAAAAAAUCAACAUUCGAUAAAGAAUUUAAAGAAUAGGCUAUUUAGUGGCUAAUACUUACAUUCAAGGAAUUGCUUGACACGAUGGGGUUGAAAAAUAAGUAUAUUUAAAUCCAUGGUACAAUAUAGCAGUGCUGAGAAUAUUUCUAAAAUAAGUGAACGUGAAUCCAGUUAAAUUACACAAGUUGAAUCACCAUUUGAAUUGUUAGAUUAGGUUAAGACUCAACGAGGUUAGGCCAAAUUCGCUAAUCAGCUGAAUUUGACUUUUGGACUUUCUUUUCAAAUAAACUAAAUCAACUAAGAAAAUAACCAUGACAUCACUGUUAGACCAAUAUGAACAAAAUUCUCAGAGAACUGUGGGUCCUACUGCACCACCAACUCCAGCUGGACCAGAAGUGAAAUCAGCAUCUGGUUUCAUCAAUAUGGCAAUAGAGGAUGAGACACCGAUGUUCUGCAAGCAGAAGGUCAACUUCGCUCCUCCAGACAGGAUCAUGCACAUGUGUGUCAGCAGUGAGCUGAUAGUCUUGGCUAUGAACAAUGGCAUUCUGUUCCGGAUAGACCUCAAACAACCAGAAAAACAUGAAGAAAUUGAGUUUUCCAAGCUGAACCCUCAAUUGAAGUUAAGUGGAAUGUUCCUGGACCCAACGGGUGACCAUCUGCUGAUGAGUUUCGUGCCUCGCAACACUGAUUCGCAGCUGCAAGCAGAACUGUUUUACCUCAACCGAAAAUCCAACAAAAUAAGACCUACAUCUAAAUUCCGUGGACACGAGAUUACGGCCGUGGGCUGGAACUACAACAACGUUCGCUCGGACACCACCAGACCUCUCCUGCUGGGUACCUCCAAAGGUCUCAUCUUGGAGACCGAGUUGUCGAACGAUUCUGAGAGAAUAUUCCAGUCCAGUCUUGAGCAAUAUUGGAAACAGUUGCCAAACUACUUGCCUCUCUAUGGUCCCAAGGACGCUGAAGGAAUGGUGUUUGACAUCGGUAAAGGGAACAGUGCCAUCACAGGUCUGGAGUUCCACAAAGUUCCUAACUUGGAGCGAUAUUUCAUCAUUGCAACUACACCUAACCGCAUCUAUCAGUUUGUGGGCAAUGUCAACAGCUCAGAUGAGAGACCCCUGUUACAGCAGAUUUUCAACAUUUACCUCACUAGGGCAGAAGGCUUCAUAGAGGUGCCCAGUAAGAGGACACUGAAAUACUCAAAACUCCAGUUCUUCUAUCCAAAGUCGACCCAAAGACAUAACCUCCCAACUUCAUUUGCAUGGCUUACAGAAGAAUCCAUAUUUUACGGACAGAUAGAUGUUGCUGGGGAAGGAGACGAAGUGCUGGCAGACAGUCAGAGGCUGAACUAUCCGCUCUCGCCCCCCGCUGCCCCGCCCAUCAACUUUGUCCUCACAGAGUUCCAUGUCCUCCUGCUAUAUCCCAACCGUGUGGUGGGGGUAUCAACACUCAACCAGGCCAUGGUUUUCGAGGACUUCUAUAACGAGUCCUAUGGGAAGUUGGUGUCCAUUACCAAAGACCCAGUAAAGGGUACAGUAUGGGUCAUUGCUGAGAGAGCAGUGUUCCGCUACAAGGUCACUAGAGAGGAGAGGAAUGUCUGGCAGAUUUAUAUGGAAAAAGGUCAGUUUGAGUUGGCAAAAGAUUACUGUGCCAAUAACGAAGCACACUUGGAUCAAGUUCUGUGUAGGCAAGCUGACACGUACUUCAACAACCAAGAAUAUGAAUUGAGUGCUAUUCACUAUGCAGAAACCCAUUCCUCAUUUGAGGAAAUUGCCCUCAAGUUCCUACAAGUGUGGCAGAUUCAGGCUCUGAAGACUUUUUUGAGAAAGAAAUUAGACAAACUUCGGCCGACUGAUCAGACACAGACAACAAUGAUAGUGAUGUGGGUGAUAGAGCUGUUCAUGAACCAGAUGGGCACACUGAGGAAUCAGGGCAAAGAGAUGACAACAGAGUACCUGCAGUUACAGCAACAGCUAGACGAGUUCCUGUCUAUCAGACAAGUCGAGGAGUGUGUAAAGCGGAACAAGGGCACAGUAUAUGACCUGAUGGCGAGCCACGGGGACAAGCAGAGCAUGAUAAGGCUGACAAUUGCCAAUAAAGAUUUCGAGAGAGUCAUACAACAGCAUAUCCACAAGGGGGACUUUUUUAAAGCACUUGAUGUGUUACGGAAGCAAAAGGAGAAAUCACUGUUCUAUCAGUUUGCACCACCUCUGAUCCAGGCGGUACCAAAAGCCAUGGUGCAAGUACUGAUAGAGCAGGGUAAAGCAUUGGACCCGACAAAACUGCUGCCUGCCCUGGUCUCUUGCCAUAGCGACGAUGCUCAGGCCAAUGAGAUAAUACGCUAUCUAGAGUUCUGUGUGGCCUCUAUUAACGUCCAGGAACAGGCUAUACAUAACUAUCUACUGACCCUUUACGCUCAACACAAGCCAGACAGACUAAUGCGAUAUCUAGCAAUGCAAGGUCAAGAACUGAGCAUGAUCAACUAUGAUGUGCACUAUGCACUGCGGCUGUGUCGGGAACGUGGCCUGACUGAGGCGUGUGUUCAAUUGUCAGCACUGCUGGGCCUGUGGCAAUCCGCCGUUGAUCUCGCACUGUCUGUCAGCGUAGAUCUGGCAAAGCAGACGGCCAGUCUACCGACGGGUGAUGACGAGCUCACAAAAAAACUCUGGCUUAAAAUCGCGCAACACGUGGUGAGCAAGGAGAAUGAUAUACAGCAGGCUAUGGAGUUCCUGAGGCAGUCAGACCUGAUCAAGAUUGAAGACAUCCUGCCUUUUUUCUCCGACUUUGUCACAAUCGACCAUUUCAAAGAGGCAAUCUGUGGAGCCUUGCAGGAGUAUAACCAACACAUCCAGGAUCUAAAAGAGGAAAUGGAGGAUGCAACAAAAUCUGCUGAAAUUAUCAGACAAGAUAUUCAGGCAUUUAGGACAAGGUAUACAGUGCUACAGCCGGGAGACACCUGUGCCAUAUGUGAUAACCAACUACUUCUGAGGCCCUUCUACAUGUUUCCCUGUCAACAUCGGUUUCACUCAGAUUGUCUUGUGGCUGAGUUGAGGCCAUACCUGUCACCUGUCCUACAGUCGAGGUUACGUGACCUUCAAAAACAGUUGUCAACAGUUUGCGCAACUGCAUCAGACACCACGUCUGUGGGUUCCACCUCCCUCUCUCUGAGAGACCAACUGAAGACUGAUAUAGAUUCCAUUGUUGCGUCAGAGUGUCUCUACUGUGGUGAUUAUAUGAUUAAUAAUAUCGACCAACCUUUCAUUAAGGACGAGGACUUUGACCGCAUCACAAAGGAAUGGGAGUGAUUAUGUAUAACUACUACCAUAACUUAAUCAUAAGCUGCAGGUUAAGCUUUGUAAUUAUAUAUAGUGAUAUAGCUUAAUUUAUAUACUGGUAUUAUUUAUAGCUGAAUGUUAUUGUUUGUUAUUGUUAUCCCUUUCAUUAGUUAACAUUUUUUACAAGAAUAAGGAAAGAAAGGUGUAGUAUUAAGAUGGCUCACAGUUAUAUAAUAAUUAUAGAUUUGUUUUUAGUUACCAUUUGUAGACUUUAAUUUUAUGCAUUGUAUUUGUACUGUUUCUCAUCUGUAAAAAAUUGAACAGUUGAGGUAUUAGCAAAUAAAAAAAAAAUUUAUCAAUUUUAUAA
Molecule: messenger RNA, 3812 nt
Organism: Homalodisca vitripennis (glassy-winged sharpshooter)
Lineage: Eukaryota; Metazoa; Arthropoda; Insecta; Hemiptera; Cicadellidae
Gene: dor
Product: vacuolar protein sorting-associated protein 18 homolog
Exons: 21
Coding region: 482-3475 (997 amino acids)
Biological process (GO): intracellular protein transport; endosome organization; endosome to lysosome transport
Cellular component (GO): endosome; HOPS complex
Molecular function (GO): protein-macromolecule adaptor activity; protein binding
Source: RefSeq, a predicted model, not a curated record